Messenger RNA from Eurypyga helias (sunbittern), 423 nucleotides. Its product is annotated as cathepsin K-like. Gene Ontology annotation, molecular function: cysteine-type endopeptidase activity. NCBI's taxonomy places the organism in Eukaryota, Metazoa, Chordata, Aves, Eurypygiformes, Eurypygidae. The transcript is spliced from 5 exons. The annotation marks the transcript as partial. The record is from RefSeq and is a predicted model, not a curated record. Gene Ontology annotation, cellular component: lysosome. Gene Ontology annotation, biological process: immune response.
ACAGGCUUGAACUCGGAGCACGUCUACCCCUACGUGGGCACGGAUGCCUCCAGCUGCCGGUACAACCCCCAGGACAGGGCAGCCAACUGCUCCGCUGUCUGGCUGGUGGCCCAGGGCAGCGAGGCAGCGCUGGAACAGGGGCCGCCGGGGGGCCCUGUAUCCGGGGCGGUGGAUGCCAGCAGCUUCUACUUCCACUUCUACAAGUCGGGCGUCUUCAGCAGCAUGUUUUGCAGCCAGCGGGUGAACCACGGGAUGCUGGCCGUGGGCUACGGCACGAGCCAGGAGCGCGGAGGCAACGUCAGCUACUGGAUCUUAAAGAACAGCUGGUCAGAGGUGUGGGGCGAGCAGGGCUACAUCCGCCUGCUGAAGGACACCAACAACCAGUGCGGGGUGGCCAACCAGGCCAGCUUCCCCAUGCUGUGA